Molecule: messenger RNA, 1713 nt
Organism: Penaeus monodon (black tiger shrimp)
Lineage: Eukaryota; Metazoa; Arthropoda; Malacostraca; Decapoda; Penaeidae
Gene: inaE
Product: diacylglycerol lipase-alpha-like
Exons: 11
Coding region: 1-1659 (552 amino acids)
Biological process (GO): lipid metabolic process
Cellular component (GO): postsynaptic membrane; dendrite membrane
Source: RefSeq, a predicted model, not a curated record
AUGGCGUCCAAGAAAGAGGGUGUGCUGGUCGCAGAGCUGGUGUGGGUCGUGCGCGGUGUGGUGUGGCUCAGCCAGCACUAUCAGACUUGCACGUCACAAGCAGCGAAAGAUGCCAUCUUAGGUAUCGUAGUCUGUAACUGGUGCGUCCUCGUGAGCGUGGUGAUUACAGUGUGGUGUACCUUCGACGCCGCCGGCCGCAGCUGGGUCAAGAUGAAGCGCUACCAGCGCUCCAUGCGCGACUCGCACUCCAAGUUCCAGUACAGGAGAUCUGGUAACAGAAACCGCAACUGGAGGCAGAGGAAAGUGCUGAGAGCGUAUCAGGAUAGCUGGGAUCACAGAUGUCGUCUGCUUUUUUGUUGCAUGGGAAAAUCUGACGAUGCAAGAAAUUCCUUCAGCGACAUCGCGCGUUUGCUGAGCGAGUUCUUUCGAGAUCUGGACGUGGUCCCGUCGGACGUGGUGGCGGGGCUCGUCCUCCUGAGAAAGUACCAGAAGCUCAAUCGGCAAGACAUUGUCAAAAGCUCCAAGAACGACGUCUACGAGUUUCUGUCUGGGGUCCCUAUUACGCCCAGGACGAGGUUCCUCCAGCUGUCAUCACUCGAGGGCAAGGAGGAGUUUGAAAAAAUCGUGCAUUAUAUGAGGUUCGCUUUGGCUAUCUACGGAUGGCCCAUGUUCGUGGUGAGCAGCAGCUCCAUUGAAGUCUGCAAGAUGUGUCCUCUCCUCAAAUGUUGGCGAUGCUGCUUUUCCUCCGAGGGUGAGCCAGAAGUUGUUGAGGACAAUUGCUGUGGCUGCAACGUGGCUGCCUUCAGGAUGAUGGCGCCUUCAGAAGGGAUGGACCUCGUCUACGUCACUUACCAUGUAGAUGUCGGCGAGACGCCGUUCUUCGUUGCCCUGGACCAUCGCCGGAGGGCCAUCGUUAUUAGCAUCCGAGGCACUUUGUCUAUGAAAGAUGUGAUCACGGACCUGAACGCCGAGAGUGAGCCUCUGCCUAUGGACACUAUCAAGGAUGAUUGGCUGGGACACAAGGGCAUGGUGUCUGCUGCAGAGUAUAUCCGGCGCAAGUUGAGGGAGGAUGACAUCUUAAACCGCGCCUUCCGCUUCGACACAACUAGGGGGACGCAGCUGUAUGACUUAGUUUUGGUGGGACACUCCCUAGGCGCUGGAACGGCAGCCAUCCUGGCCAUCCUUCUCAAGCAAGAACAUCCGAACCUUAGCUGCUUUGCUUAUUCGCCACCAGGGGGACUCUUGAGCAUGCCAGCUGCAGAAUACACUCGAGCUUUCAUCACCUCAGUUGUAGUUGGGAAGGACGUGGUGCCUCGGAUUGGGCUCCACCAAAUGGAGGCCAUGAGGGCUGACCUCAUCAAUGCUAUCCAGAGAUCUCGAGAUCCCAAGUGGAAGACCAUUGCUUCGUCGUUUCGUUGUUGCGGGGCAUGGGAGGACAGCGGGGGCGAAGCUGAGGAGUUUUCAACCACGAGAGCCGCCAUGAGGGACCACGCCUCUCACCCGUCCGACUCCUCGAUCGCCCUCACGGUGCACCAGCCGCUGUUUCCCCCGGGCAGGAUCCUGCAUGUCGUCCGCCAUCACCCCAACAAAAGGCAGUACGUGAUGAUUGAACUUCUUGUUUUUAAAGAGUGUGGUCUUCACUGUUGGAGUUUUGGCUAAUAACAUUAUAUAUCUACCGGUAUGUCAUUCCCUCAGAGAAAUACGUGACAAGUA